Molecule: messenger RNA, 2986 nt
Organism: Nannospalax galili (Upper Galilee mountains blind mole rat)
Lineage: Eukaryota; Metazoa; Chordata; Mammalia; Rodentia; Spalacidae
Gene: S1pr1
Product: sphingosine-1-phosphate receptor 1
Exons: 2
Coding region: 478-1626 (382 amino acids)
Biological process (GO): angiogenesis; sphingosine-1-phosphate receptor signaling pathway
Cellular component (GO): membrane
Molecular function (GO): sphingosine-1-phosphate receptor activity
Source: RefSeq, a predicted model, not a curated record
CAGCAGUCUAGAUCCGGAGAGGUCCCCUGCGGCUGGCACUGGGCGUGAAGAGUUAAAGGCAUUAACCCCUCCCCGUCCCUUCCUAAAGGAGCCACCCAGCCCCUCCGCUGCGCUCGGGACCUCGCCUAGCACUGUGGCUCCGGCUGCCGCGAGCAGGGCUGGCCAUUGGAGUGCACGAGUGCGGAGGGAGGGGGCCCCAGCUCCGGGAACUUUGCGAGCGAGCACGACGCGGUCAGUCCCGGGCAGCGGCAAGAUGCAGAGUGCGCGGUGCAGACCCGGAGUCCUGCCGACGCAGCUUCGUCCCGCCUGAGCCAGGCUGCAGGUUUCCGAGGCCCUCUCCAGCCAAGGAAAAGCUCCACAGAAAGCGUUGGAUUGCUCACUGACCCGGCCCUGCAGCCACUGACGGCCAGCUCAGCUUCGCCCUCUAGCGAUCGUCUGGAGAAGUGCCACCCCGGGCUCCUGGGGACACAAGCGGCUAUGAAGCCCACCAGCAUCCCGGUGGUCAAGGCCCUCCGCAGCUCCGUCUCCGACUAUGGCAACUAUGAUGUCAUUGUCCGGCAUUACAACUACACGGGCAAGCUGAAUACCGGGAUCGAGAAGGACCACGGCAUUAAACUGACUUCGGUGGUGUUUAUUCUCAUCUGCUGCUUCAUCAUCCUAGAAAAUAUAUUUGUCUUGCUGACUAUUUGGAAAACCAAGAAGUUCCACCGGCCCAUGUACUACUUUAUUGGCAACCUGGCCCUCUCGGACCUGUUAGCAGGAGUGGCCUACACUGCCAACCUGCUGUUGUCUGGGGCCACCACCUACAAGCUCACCCCCGCCCAGUGGUUUCUGCGGGAAGGGAGUAUGUUUGUGGCUCUGUCGGCCUCGGUGUUCAGCCUCCUCGCCAUCGCCAUCGAGCGCUAUAUCACCAUGUUGAAGAUGAAAUUGCACAACGGGAGCAAUAGCUCUCGCUCUUUCCUGUUGAUUAGCGCCUGCUGGGUCAUCUCCCUCAUCCUCGGUGGCCUGCCCAUCAUGGGCUGGAACUGCAUCAGCUCGCUGUCCAACUGCUCCACAGUGCUGCCGCUCUACCACAAGCACUAUAUCCUCUUCUGCACCACGGUUUUCACUCUGCUCCUGCUCUCCAUCGUCAUCCUCUACUGCAGGAUCUACUCCUUGGUCAGGACUCGAAGCCGCCGCCUGACCUUCCGCAAGAACAUUUCCAAAGCCAGCCGCAGCUCGGAGAAGUCUCUGGCCUUGCUGAAGACGGUGAUCAUCGUCCUGAGCGUCUUCAUAGCCUGCUGGGCCCCCCUCUUCAUCCUGCUGCUGCUGGACGUGGGCUGCAAGGUGAAGACCUGCGACAUCCUCUACAAAGCAGAGUACUUCCUGGUUCUGGCUGUGCUGAACUCGGGUACCAACCCCAUAAUCUACACUCUGACCAACAAGGAGAUGCGCAGGGCUUUCAUCCGGAUCGUAUCCUGCUGCAAAUGCCCCAGUGGAGACUCAGCUGGCAAAUUCAAGCGGCCCAUCAUCCCAGGCAUGGAAUUCAGCCGCAGCAAGUCAGACAACUCCUCCCACCCCCAGAAGGACGAUGGGGACAACCCAGAGACCAUUAUGUCUUCUGGAAAUGUCAACUCUUCUUCCUAAAAUCGGAAGCUGUUGAUUGUGGGGAAGCGCACUGACUUGGUUACCCACCACCCUAGCAUUUCAAAAAUGGCUCUGGGCCUCAACUACUGCCGGGAAGGAGCUACUGCGAGCUAGAGAGAGGGAGGGAAGGGAGAAUGCGUGGCCUGGUGGUGCCAUGGUGGUAGGUAGAUAGUUCCUGUGAACAAUAUGCGCUGGGAAGGGUGGAGAUCAGGUCGGGCCUGCAGCCUGUUUCCUGCCCCUCCACCCAACCCUGGAGCUUUGAUUUUGCACUGAGCCAGAGGUCUAGCAUUGUCAAGCUCCCGAAGGGCUCUUCUGGCCCCUCCUCAAAGACUAAGGUCUCAUGGGAAAGUGUCUUUUUGGAGUUUGGAAACGUGUUCUUUCACUGUAAUGGCAAGUGAGUGUGUGCACCUCUGCUUGGCUAGGGUCCCUCUGCAUGUCCUUCCAGCCCCUUCAUGCCGUUCCUCCAGAUUCUUUUACUUUUUAUCUUAACUACCUGGCCUUUGUUCCUCAGAGGGAGGCUGUGGUGUGCUCCGUUUUUCCACCCUUUGCUGUAGGUAGACUGUGUUGAGGAGGUAGGCUGAAGGAGGUGGAGAUGGCUUGAAGAUACAAAGCAGUUUCAUUUGCUGAGGCCAAAGUUUCCACGUAAGCUGGGUCAAGUUGUUUGGAAUUUGGUUGGUCACUUUGACUUUUUUUUUUAAAAGCCACCUUUGCAAUGAAGUUCUUUAUUCCUACCUGUUUAUUAUUCACAUUACAAACAUGAUAUUGACAUGUGGUUGUAAUGGAAUAAUGAACUCUACUUUGAAUGAUACCAGCCAUGAUCCUGGGUGACAUAGGAGAAAAACAAAUAAAACAAGGUGAAAACUGGAGUUAAACCAAGAGAGAAUUUUUAAUGGCUUGGUCUUUGGCACUUUUGUUGAUUAUUUCAGAGCGAUGUGUGACCCACUUCAACCAACUGGAGGAUGGCUGUAUUCUGUUAAAAGUACUCUUUAUGAUUUUGAAUGUAUUUCUUUUUGCAAAUAUCAUCUUUUGGAUUUUUUUCUAACCUGUGUUAACAUCGUUGAAUGUGCAUUUCUUAAGAAUGUACCACCCUCUUGUGUCUGAAAAAGCAUUACUUUAACUGAUAGGGAACACCAAGAGUUUUUCAUUUUACCUGUUUAUUAGAUAUUGAUGGUGUGUGUAAAUGUUACAGAGAAUAAAAAUAUGUUACUGUCUCCUUAGUAUGGUUUUCAGUGCAAUUAAACCAAGAAAUAUCUUGUUUUUUUUUAAAAAAAAAUAGUAUUUAAUAGGUUUCUGACUUGUGGACCAUUUUGCACAUAGCUUUAUCAACUUUUAAACAUUAAUAAACUGAUUUUUUUAAAGA